AGCAUGAGUCGCCAUUAGACUUGCUCAGCCACAGGAGCUCGAAAUAGGCGGAAAUAUUAUUUUGUUUUUUGCUUUUUUUGCUUAUUUGUGGGAAUUGUACCCUGUCAUUUGUAGGUCGUCAUAUAAAUAUAGAAAUCUAAUGUAACCCAGCGAAAGACGGGCAUUUGGCUGACUUUCUUUGCUAAGUUAAAGAAAGAUUUCUUCACAUUCGCCAUGGCGGCUGGCGGCACUAACGUUAACAGAACAUUUUCUUUCAAGGUUGUUUUGUUAGGGGAAGGCUGUGUGGGUAAAACAUCCUUGGUUCUGCGCUACUGCGAAAACAAAUUCAACGACAAACACAUCACCACCCUACAGGCCUCAUUUCUUACAAAGAAGCUCAACAUCACAGGCAAGAGAGUAAAUCUAGCUAUUUGGGACACAGCUGGGCAGGAACGCUUUCACGCUCUUGGCCCUAUCUACUACAGAGACUCUAAUGGAGCUAUUUUAGUGUAUGAUAUCACAGAUGAAGACUCUUUUCAAAAGGUGAAAAACUGGGUAAAAGAAUUAAGGAAAAUGCUGGGGAACGAAAUAUGCUUAUGUAUAGUAGGAAAUAAAACAGAUCUGGAAAAAGAGAGACAUGUUUCAUUGGAAGAAGCUGAAGCAUAUGCUGAGUCAGUUGGGGCAAAACACUAUCACACGUCAGCUAAGUUAAAUAAAGGAAUUGAAGAACUGUUCCUUGACCUGUGUAAAAGAAUGAUGGAGACAGCACAAGAGGAGGAGAGAUUAAAGGGGAAUGGGGCGAGCCACGCAGGCUCAGGAAGAAGAGGUGUUCAGAUCGUUGAUGAUGAACCACAAGCAGCCACUGCUGCAGGAGGAUGCUGUUCAUCAGCCUAGGACAUUUGUUUCUUCUUCAGCUUUUUCUCUGUUCUUCAGUCUCUUUCUCUUUGUUUGUUUAAAAUUGCUGCUUUUUAUUCAUCAGUGCUCCCUGGCUCUGUAAAGUUGUUCACUUUAGCAGGUGUGUUUAUUAGUCAUCCAUUUACCUGUUGACUACAAAGCUAGAAUGUUGCCUAGAUAGACAUGUAGGAUUUGUCUGUUCUUUUAACAGCCUGAUGCCAUGAGCUGUCUCCCCAUUCUUUCUCGAAAUGCUUAAAACCACACUGUCCAUACCAACUUAUCUUAAGUUGUUUGUUGAGUUGAUUUAUGCAAAAAUAAUCAUUUUCUUUUAAUUAAAAUCUAAAAGAAGAAAUAAUCCAUUAUUUAAUAACUUAAACGUGCACACUGAAAUCAAAAGUCCACUGUACAUGUGAUCAUUAGUGAGUUUCUGUCUUUCUGUGCCAUUCCUCCUAAAGCAUUGCUGAUCAGAAGUUUUAUUAAACUUGCUUUAUACUUGUGUUUUGGACUUAAUUUUGGAAUCUAAAUAUAUUAUGUCCUUUUAUAACAUUUUGAGAAUCCAUACAUCUAGCCACUAAAAGUAUUCACUUCUAUUAAGUUGACAAGUAGUAAAUAUUAUGAAGAAAUCCUGCUUAAAUAUGUAAGCCCUUACAUAUAGUAAUGGGUGUUUUGCUCUUGAUACUGUUUGGUUUCUUUUGACACUGGGUGGAUCUCAUGUUUUGUGUUUCUUCAUAGUUGCCAAAUCUUUAAUAGUUUGGUGCAAAAUGAUCCUGAAUAAGCCAACAGCACUUCUGAUAUUUUUUUACAUUUAUUUUAACAGUAUAUCCAUGUUGUCUCUUUCACAUUCAGUUGCUGGUUAAUAACCCUGGUAAAGAUAACGGUUCUUUAAAAUUGUUAUUAAAAAUUGUCACAUUUAGCCCAAAUGAUGAUUGUCUUUGUUAAUAUAUUUAGAACUUUUGUUCAAAAUACCUAAGCAGUCUAUACACCCCCUUGCAAAAAUUAUGGAAUCCACAGAUUUGAAGGAGGUUUUUCGUAUUAUUGAAAAUAAACAAUUGAAAAACAGUAUUCUAUGCUUUUUUUUUUUUUUAAAGCAGUCACAUCAAGCUGUUUCCAACUUUCUUGAAUCCAGCUUCACCAAUUAGCAUUGCAGACUGGAUCCUUGUUAUAGACAUUUGUUUUUAUUUACCAUGAAUUCCAUAGAUAUGUACUGGUUUGCUGGCCAUACCACUGAGUUGAUAUGCCUUUCUUGAAAAACUGCUUUAUCAACAUCCUGAUAAAUCCUUUCACCAAACCUAUUAAGAAAAGUGUCAGGUUUUACUGUACAAAUGUCCACUGGCUGUUGAGGUAAUGAUUGGCAAUAUUUCUGGACCUUUACCUGACAUGCAAUCCCAUGUUAUAAUUGAGAGGGAAAUUUGAUUGUUUUCUUUAAGCAGUUAUCUAUGUGUUUCAUUAAAAGUUCUAGCAUCUUCUCCUUGACCAGUGCAAAUCCAUGUUUCAUCACUAAAUACCAUUUUCAUCCAAUCCACAUUAAUUCAUUCUCCUUAGCCACUGCAACCUUGUUUUAUGUUUAUAUUAAAGUACUGGUUUUUAUUUGGCUUUUCUGUUUGUAAUUUCACAUUUCAGCCAAUUUCUUACAGUUUUGUUACAAAUGUUUCUGCACAUUUGUUUUUAAUUUAUUUUAUUGUGCAUUUUCAUUUUUCAACGCAUAUAUUGUUUUUUCCAGUCGUUUUGACAUCUUUCUUGUUAUAACCACGUUUUCCUUUUAUAACCUUUCCAUUUUGUUUAAAUUUGCACCAAAUUUAUGUUUUGCCACACUUUGUGUUUGAUUUCUUUAUUGGAGGAGUUUUAUAAUCCUUUCCAUUUAUCCAUUGAGUCUCUUGUUUGAAAAAAUGGUUUUCUUUACUUUUCAACUGCAGGCUAAUGUUUACUUUCAGACUUGUGGGUGUAUAUGAUUUAAAAAUACAAAUAACAAGGUGAUUCCACAUUUUUUGCUUUAACAUUGAGUGAUUUAAUAUUUUUUCUCUUAUCUAAUCUGGACUGAUUACACAAAAAAUGUCCUGUGUUCUAACUAAUUCAUUUAUAUAGGUGAAAGUGCACUUUUGGAACCGUAUUAUUUAAUAUUUAACUGCUUAUGUCAUUGCUUUGUAAUAGAACAAUUAUAAAAAAAAUAGUACCUAGGUAUGAAA
Messenger RNA from Trichomycterus rosablanca, 3056 nucleotides. RefSeq names its product RAB21, member RAS oncogene family (gene rab21). Gene Ontology annotation, molecular function: GTP binding; GTPase activity. The record is from RefSeq and is a predicted model, not a curated record. The transcript is spliced from 7 exons. Gene Ontology annotation, cellular component: Golgi apparatus; endosome. The coding region runs from base 214 to 873 and encodes 219 amino acids. Gene Ontology annotation, biological process: Rab protein signal transduction. NCBI's taxonomy places the organism in Eukaryota, Metazoa, Chordata, Actinopteri, Siluriformes, Trichomycteridae.